GGAGGCCGGGGGGGGUGUCUCGGCCGGGUGGGCCGGGCCUUGCCCUCGGCCGGGCGCCAUGAGCCAAGGCGGCGGGGCUACCGGCGAGAGCGGCGAGCCGGAGGCCAAGGUGCUGCACACCAAGCGGCUGUACCGAGCAGUGGUAGAGGCCGUUCAUCGUUUGGAUCUCAUCCUUGGCAAUAAGGCAGCGUAUCAAGAAGUGUUCAAGCCGGAGAACAUCAGCUUGAGGAACAAGCUGCGGGAGCUGUGUGUGAAGCUGAUGUUCUUGCAUCCAGUGGAUUACGGAAGAAAAGCAGAAGAACUGCUCUGGAGAAAAGUUUACUAUGAAGUUAUCCAGCUCAUUAAAACAAAUAAAAAGCACAUUCACAGCCGUAGCACUCUGGAGUGCGCGUACCGGACUCACUUAGUUGCUGGCAUAGGAUUUUACCAGCACCUUCUCCUCUACAUCCAGUCUCACUAUCAGCUGGAGCUGCAGUGCUGUAUUGACUGGACGCACGUAACAGACCCUCUCAUAGGCUGCAAGAAACCUGUGUCUGCAUCGGAGAAGGAGAUGGAGUGGGCACAGAUGGCAUGUCACAGAUGUCUGGUUUAUCUGGGAGAUCUAGCUCGCUAUCAGAAUGAACUGGCAGGUGUGGACACAGAGCUGCUGGCUGAGCGGUUUUACUAUCAAGCCCUUUCUGUUGCACCACAAAUUGGCAUGCCCUUUAACCAGCUGGGGACGCUGGCAGGGAGCAAGUACUACAACGUGGAAGCUACCUACUGCUACUUACGCUGUAUCCAGUCUGAAGUGUCCUUUGAAGGUGCCUAUGGGAACCUGAAGCGGCUGUAUGACAAAGCAGCCAAAAUGUAUCACCAGCUGAAGAAAUGCGAAACCAGGAAGUUGUCUCCAAGCAAGAAACGAGGCAAAGACAUUAAGAGGUUGCUGGUGAGCUUUAUGUACCUGCAGAGUCUUUUGCAGCCAAAGAGCAGUUCUCUGGAUUCUGAGCUGACAUCUCUCUGCCAGUCUGUGCUGGAGGAUUUCAACCUGUGCUUGUUCUACCUGCCCUCUCCUCCUAAUCUGAGCUCAACUAGUGAAGAUGAAGAAGAGUAUGAGAGUGGCUACUCCUUCCUUCCCGAUCUCCUGAUCUUUCGCAUGGUGAUCAUCUGCCUUAUGAGUGUUCACAGCCUCAAGAGGGCAGGUUCAAAGCAGUACAGCGCAGCCAUCGCUUUCACGCUGGCCCUCUUCUCUCACCUGAUAAAUCACGUCAAUAUUCGCCUCCAAGCAGAGCUGGAAGAAGGGGAAAAUCCAGUCCCAGCCUUUCAGAGCGAUGGCACAGAUGACCAGGAGCCACGGGAGCCAUUGAACUCGAUCGAGAAGGAAGCCGACGCUGACUUGGCCAAUCAUCAGCCCAGCGAGGAACAGCGUAAGAAUGACUGCAAGAAAAGCAAGAAAUACUCCCGCCUCUCCUGUUUGCGCCGCCGCCGCCACCCCCAGAAGGUGGAUGAGAGCGACCUGAGCGAGGGCUUUGACUCUGACUCCAGCCAGGGCUCCAUAAAGGGCAGCGAUGGCUCAGAAAGUGGCUCAGAGAAGAGUGACGAGGAAGCAGAAGCUGCUUUUGAUGUGGAGACGGACUCUGACAUGAACAGCCAAGAAUCUCGGUCCGACUUAGAGGACAUGGAGGAUGAGCCGGGUGAGGAGGGAGGUGGCCGAGGCAAAAGUGGGCCCAAAGAGGCCUUAAAAAACUGUGUGGAUGGCAGUGGGCUUGGGGACUCCAACAGCCCAAGCAUCUCUAAAAUUGAGGCUCCGGAUCCCGGAGUCAAUGGGCCGACUUCCCUGAGCACUAAUGACGCGAGCAUAGCCAGUAAUCUCCAGGCCAUGUCCACCCAGCUGUUUCAGACCAAACGCUGCUUUCGCUUGGCUCCCACUUUCAGCAACAUCCUUCUGAAACCGAACAGUGACCCGCCUGUCUUGAAGGAUGGACUAGAAAGCAAGCCAUGUGUCAAUGGGGAUCUGGAGAAGCCCAGCUUGGCAGAGCAAGAUGACGUGUCUGACUCUGAGGAAAGCAUUUCAAGUAACAAAUCCUGCAGGAAUGAGCGAUCCCUUCAGGAGAAGCUAGAGAUCGUGACCAAUGAAGGGCUGCUUCUCACUGUCAAGGUGUUUCUGGACUGGCUGAGGACAAACACGGACCUCAUCAUCAUGUGUGCUCAGAGCUCUCAGAGCCUGUGGAACAGGCUGUCUGUGCUCCUGAACCUUCUGCCUUCUGCUGCAGACCUGCAGGAAUCAGGGCUGGCCCUGUGUAAUGAAGUCAAGGACAUUCUGAGUGGUGCUGAGCUCCCAGACCUGAAAGCCAACUUGCUGCUCCCAGAAGACGUGGCCCUGCGAAAUCUUCCCCCUCUGAAAAAUGCACACAAGAGGUUUAACUUUGAGCAAGACCGGCCCAUUUUCUCAGCAGUUGAGGAGUCUAUUGUUCGGAUUUGCUGCAUUCGGAGCUUCGGCCACUUCAUUACCCACUUGCAAGGCAGCAUCCUGCAGUUCAACUCGGAGCUUGGGAUCUUCAUCAGCAUAGCACAGUCGGAGCAAGACAACUUGCUGCACCAGGCGCAAGCCCAGUUUCACAUGGCUGCAGAGGAAGCGCGUCGGAACAGGCUGAUGAGAGAUAUGGCUCAGCUUCGACUGCAGCUGGAGGUUUCUCAGCUGGAGGGAAGUCUCCAGCAGCCCAAAGCGCAGUCAGCCAUGUCUCCUUAUCUUGUCCCGGACACCCAGGCCCUCUGCCAGCACCUGGCUGUCGUCAAGCAGCUAGCCACCAGCGGGAGGUUCAUAAUCAUCAUCCCUCGAACAGUGAUUGAUGGCUUAGACUUCCUGAAAAAGGAGAACGCAGGUGCUCGGGACAGCAUCCGCUAUCUGGAGGCAGAAUUUAAAAAGGGAAACAGGUACAUCCGUUGCCAGAAAGACGUUGGGAAGAGCUUUGAGAGGCAUAAAUUGAAGAGACAAGAUUUAGAUGCCUGGAAUCUCUAUAAAAUACUGGACAGCUGCAAACAACUGACAGUGUCCCAGGGAAGCGGAGAAGACGACACCACAGGAAUGGUCACCAUCAUCACGGGCUUUCAGCUGGAGGACCCAAGCACGUUCUCGGCGCCCAUGCAGUCUGCCAUCCAGGCAGCCGCCAAUGCCAGCGUAGAAAUAAAAAAUGUUCUGGAGUUCUACAAGCAGUGGAAAGAGAUGGGCUGAUGAUCAGAAAGGCAUCGGGUUGGUGUACCUUUCUCUCCCCCUCUCGGAACGUGCAGCGUCUGAACGAAGGAAACAAAAAUCCAGGCGACACUUAGACACGAAGAAGCAGCAGCAGCAACAAUAACAAAAAUACCUACCAAAAAAAAAAAAACCAAAACAAAAAAAAAACCACAAAAAAAAAAUUUUCCAAUUUGGGCACGCACACAGACACCCUCCACCUGUAUCCCGACCAGACGGCUGUACAUCUCCGACGGCGCCAACUGCUCUGAGAAGAGAGAGGCACCUCGGCAUGGCCGAGGCAGAGCUCUGCCCUUCUCCCAGUCGGCAGAGAUGGGCGAGAGACGGGCAGUCAUUCGUUCCCCCUCACUCCCCCCCGCCCAGAGCUUGCUCCGCCAUCUGAAAUGGGCAGGCGGCUUCUAAAGCGUGGACUUGACUUUAGUGAAACCAAACCAGCGCAGCAGAAAUGGAGCCCUCCUAAGCUUGGGAAAGAAGAUCCAAAGAGUGUUUAGCCCUUGUUUGGCAAUCUGGUGACAGGAAAGCAGAUAUUCUUUUUUUUUCUUUUUUUUUUUUUCCCCUCCCUCCUCCUUUGAAUUAAUUAUUUUUCAAGGUUGUUUUUUUUUUUCCUUUUAAUUCUUAGUUUUUAUAUAUAUAAAUAAUAUUAAAAAAAAAAAGAAAAAGUGGAGUUCCUCUGGGGUUCUGGAUACUCUUCCAAUGUCAGAGAGAAAAGGAAACAAUUAUGCUAUUUAAAAGGGGGGGAAAGCUCUUAAUAUAAUUUUUUUUUUUUUUUCUUUGAGCAAGCAUAUUUAUUUCCUUUCCCUGUCCCCCACGGAGCAGGCUUAGCGCAAAGGGAUGGUGGCCUGCAAGGAGAGAGCAGUCUGAAGCGCACACCCUUGCUCUGCUUACAAGCUGCACACUUCAUGAGCAACGCGACUGGCCGGGCUGCUAGAGGGAGGUGAAAAGGGCUCUGCUCCUCCUUCCCCCGUCCCUCCCGCUUCCUUGCUUCCAGCGUUAGACCUUGGAGAAAAGGAGUGGAGCCCGGCAGAGAUGCUGGAAGAGAGAGAAGAACUGUGUGGGAUUGAAACACCGAUAAGGCUCAACCACUUGGCUGGAGUGCUGUGACGGAGCAGACAUCUCCGAAGGACCCAAUGCCUCUUCUUUUUUUUUUUUUUUUCUUUUUUUUCCUUUUUAUUUUCUUUUUUCCCUUUAUUCUUUUUGCUCUCUAAAUCUUGCAAUGAGGUGUGGAGGAGGAAGGAGGAUCUCAAAGCCAUUAUCUCUUCUGCUGGUUGUUCGGACGCACCACUGCUGCUAUGCCGUGCUAGAGAGGGUGGCAGAACUUGAGUGUUUGUAUCCCCCGUCCUCACGGCCCUCCAGGGCAGGCAGAGGCAGCGCGGUGACCGCCGCCGCCCAGGACUGAGCUCACAAACCGUUCAGCGCUUUUAGCAUCCCAAAAAGAAGGGAUGAUGUUACCUGGACGGAUGCUGGAAGAGCUAAUUCGCCGUGUGACCUGCGAGGGACCUUUCAGACCUCCAUCCUGACGGCAUCUCAAGCAACCCGUGUCUGACGUCCUCCUGUCACACCCUGAUGCUUGGAAAUGAAGAAACGGGUUGCUCCCGGGACAGCAGAGCGGAGGGAAAUAGGCUGAACGGCCUCUUUGUAGUUCAUCUGCGUCAAUGUACUCAAGAAACAGAUGUCUCCAUCCACAUGAACUAACAGCAGCUAUGCAAGUAAAAACCACUAGUCUUCUACAUUUGUGUGUUUUUUUUUUUUUUUUCACAUGGGCCAGCCAGAAGCUGCUACAAAAGGGGCAUGAUAUGGAAAGACAAGCAACAUACUCCAAUCUGUGCGGACUUCCUAGCAUGAUGCAUUGUACUGGAGUGGCAGGAUUUGUUUUCAGGUAAAAACUUAAAAAAAAAAACCAAACAAACCCAACAAAACCCAACCAGCACAAGUCCCAGAGGAUUCAUCGGUAUUCCAGUUUCACUUCCUUUGCAGCAUGCGGCCUCGUAGCACAGCAGAGAGAAAUGCCGAGCGGGAAGUUCCAGCUCCAUUCCGUGGGGGCUGAAGGGCCGGUGGGAGGGGGGGGAGGGGCAGGCUUUCCCAACAGGUCCUUCCUUUUGCAGCUUCUCCUGAAACUCGCGGUGCUUUUCUAGGCUAAGCCAAGGAAACAACACAAGCAGAACAGCAGGUCAAAGACUCUGGCUCAUCUUGGGUGUUCUUAGAGAUCUAAGGUGGGCUGUGAAGCUCGUCAGUCACUCUUUCCUCCAGCGCUACCGGGGUUUUUCUUUGAAGCCAUUUGUUUGUCUAGCUCAUUAUUUUUGUUUGAUGGGGUGGAAAAAGAAAAGAGAGUCGCCUUGUGGGACAUGUCCUUCAGUGUAUGAGGCAGAGCGAUGUGGAUGGCAGAGUCACCUCCCCGCCUGCCCCUCCCUUGGCUCGGGGAGUGCUGCUGAGCUACGGUGAAAUACGCUCCCCGUUCGCUGGAAGCCUGGCGCAGGGGGACGGGUGGCUGGUGGACUGUGCUUUCCCCCCCGGCUGCUUAAGAAAACCAUCUGCCUCCUCGCUGCAAAGCAUGUCGGCAGGGUCUGCAGUCUGCAACCGUCUUCUGGAGGGCUGCUCGAGCUGCAGCCGGGCUGCCUUUGCAGUCCUGAGAGGUUUAUUGUCAUUCCCUUGUGGCUGCAUGGCGCAGAGCCUGCGCGCGGGGUUUAUAGAGCGGAGAGCGGCGCUUGGCUGCCAUCAAACCAGCGAGGAGCUGGAGGCGUCCCUCAGCUUUGCUCCGGGCCAGGUGUUCCCUUGGCCACAGCUGGAUCUCGAGGGGGAGGAAAGAGCGAUGCAAAUAAAGCAGCAACCCAAAGGCACCGCCCGGCGCUCCCAUCACGGCGCGCUCGGUUCCCGUAGCUCCGUGGUGCGGGGUGAGAGCCGGGAGCCCAGUGCCGUGGGCUCAGGGCAGCGGGUGCUGUCACUGGCAGCAAGGGCUCACAGUCGGGGGCAGAACCUGGGCUAACCCGGUCUCUCCGCGUCCCGAGUCAGCCCCAGGGCUUGUUUGGGCUGGAUGCAGAAGGCAGUUUAAGAACAAAAGUAAAUAAACUUGACAUUUCCGUAAGGAGAUGUUGCUGAGCUGCGGUGAGCCCACCUAGGGGCCACACGGCGCCCUGGGAGGGCUUCGUCCUAAAAGGCAGCAAAGCUUUGCCUUACUGUCCUCGUCCCUCAGUAACUGCCCUGCUCUCCCGAGGCGUUGUUUUAGGGUUGCCCUGGAGCUUUGCACACCUGGAGAGGAGGAGAAGGCCCUGGCCCUUCACCAGCGACGCUUAACUGCCCAGUGGCAUCAUUCGGGACAUCGUACCUCUGGGCUGAGGGGGGAGGGACAGUGACCUUUUACAAAAAAAAAAAAGGCACCUGAAAGAAGCUCCCCGUGCCACCCUGCGUCUCUCCAGAACCUGCCACUAGGGUUGAGGACCUGAUAAUUUGGUUUCUGUUUUGGGUGCACGUCCCCGGUCAGAGAUAGGCCGAGCUGAAAGAGCGGGAGACUUCAAAGCUCCGGAACAGCGUAGCUGCAAAGCGGCCUCAGGGAAGAUGGCAAGCUGCGUCCUCCGGCAAGUGUUGCCUUCCAAUGGAGGAGCAACUUGACGUCUUUAAGGUUGGGGUGAAAGAAGACACUUCUUAGCCCCAAUCCCAGCACUUGCCGUGAGUGGGAGUCUCCUCCCUGGCUAUAAAUUGAUACCCACCCGUUACGCCCCAGGCCCAGUUUGCCCCAGACGCGAUUUGGUGCGUCCCUUCCAAAUCCCAACCCAGACGCCAAAAGCAGGAGCCCGGGCUCCCUGGCGGGUUGUGCUGGCGGCCGAUGCUGAGCGGUUCUCCAGGGCUAAAGAAAAGGUGAAGGUCGGGGGGGAGGCUCUGCGUCUCCUGGCUUUCUGCUCCGCGCGGGGCUGGGGUGUCCCGCGAGCUCCCCGACGCGUUUCCAUCCCAGCCCGAGAGCGAGCCCCAAACCGCCCUGCCGCGCUCCCGCCAGGCGCGAGCCGGGUGACGGCCAGCUCUGCUCCGCCGCUCGCCCGGACGGUGCUAUUGCUGUCCCGGCUCAAAGCUUGCUGCCACCCGCUCCGAGCUCGUCCCGUUAUCGCCCACAGUGCUGGGGAAGGAGAGCGAAAAGAAAAACAAUCUUGUGGGCCGAAAGCAGUGUUUUUGACGUGUUUUUGUGUGUUUCUUGGUUUUGAUUUUUUUUUUUUUUUUUUUCCCUCUUCGUUACCACCAUGUUGAGCCCUGUGGGGUGACCCCAGGCUGGGAGAGCGCGGGUUUGUGGUGGUUGAGGCUCGCUGGGUUUCCCGGGAGGGGGUGGCACAGGGGCUGUCCCCAUCCCGUGCCGGGGUGGACGCGGUCCCUGGUGCUCCUUGGGCUUCUGCUCAGCGGUUUCACGGGCUGUGCCAAGCAGGCGCUUCCUUCUGCUCCCAUCCUUGCCGGGCUGGAUGCUGCCUGCAAUGCCUUGGAUUUGCGCUUUGCAACUUAGAUUUGAUUUUUUUGUUGUUUUUUUUCUGUUUGUUUCUUCCCCCUCCCCCCCCACCCCCCCUGCUUCUUGAUGUCUAGCAGAGCUAGCCGGUCUGGCUGGGGCAGAACACGGGGUGGGGACGACAGGGUGGCUGCGAGAAUGGGGAAAGGCCGGAGGGUUGGCCCGGGGUCCCCGUAUCGCGGGUCCCAUCUCCGUCUGCUGGCGGGGAGAGCACCGUGGCUUGGUCCGGGGCGAGGGACGGUCACCUCUCCCUCCCUCCCUCCUCCUUUUGCACAAAAGCCGCCCAGCCCGGGGACGCGCGCGCGGAUCGCUCUUGCUGGGGGAGCGAGGGGAUGGCUGGUGGAGCCCAGCAGGGACGAGGGGGAGCGCGGGGGCUCUCACGGCAUGUGUCUUGUCUGGGAUCCAAACACAUUGACUGGCUUAAUAAAAUACAAGAUGUUUGUAGCUCUCGUUCUGUGGUGAUUCCCAGCCCGGCCCCGUCUGUCUCCUGGGCAGCCCCAGGGACGGGUACGUUUUUUGAUGUGUGAAUCCGCCCUCAAACCUGCGCUUUGCUGACCAAACGUUUUGCUUUUCAGAAAAAAAAGAAAAAAAAAAAAAAAAAGCAGCUUUGCCGUUCCCAACGCCUUUGUUAUUUGACUUGGGUGAAGGAAGGCGUAACCUUGGUUUGCUGUUGAGUUGCUGGGAUCAAAUGUAGGUGGGUCCCUUCCUUAUCCCUGUAGCCGGAAGAGUGUUUUCCUUCGUUCCUUUGCCUGCUGCCCUUCGGGGGUCAGGGUGAGUUUGUCCUUUUGCCAGGACUCUGCCUGGAAUCACAGGAUAGUUACGGCUGGAAGGGGCCGUUGGGAUGGGCGAGUCCAACCAUCGACCCAACCCUGCCCAAACCCCCGCUGACCCACAUCCCUCGGCGCCACGGUCCCG
Chroicocephalus ridibundus (black-headed gull) is the source of this 8618-nucleotide messenger RNA. It is a transcript of the gene SMG5, whose product is annotated as SMG5 nonsense mediated mRNA decay factor. Gene Ontology annotation, biological process: nuclear-transcribed mRNA catabolic process, nonsense-mediated decay. NCBI's taxonomy places the organism in Eukaryota, Metazoa, Chordata, Aves, Charadriiformes, Laridae. The transcript is spliced from 22 exons. Bases 59 to 3208 code for a protein of 1049 amino acids. The record is from RefSeq and is a predicted model, not a curated record. Gene Ontology annotation, cellular component: telomerase holoenzyme complex. Gene Ontology annotation, molecular function: protein binding; telomerase RNA binding; telomeric repeat DNA binding.